Molecule: messenger RNA, 1322 nt
Organism: Cuscuta europaea
Lineage: Eukaryota; Viridiplantae; Streptophyta; Magnoliopsida; Solanales; Convolvulaceae
Source: the annotation of a GenBank genome assembly
GUAAGAUUAAAGGAAGAGAACAGCUUCUUACUCCUAACAGGAGAAUUUUCUCAAAAAGUAAAGGGAAGAGAGUUUUGAAGAAAGUGAGGUGCGCCCAGCACAAAUCCGUCCGAUCUAAAUCCAUUUGUCCCCGUUAGGUUCGGCCACUCGGAUCUUUGCGGCGCUGCAAUUGGAGGUGCUCUGAACUGCGCCAUCGGUUUCGUAAUUGAUUUUUGGGCUUACGGUACCAAAGUUCCGGCGGAGAUGUACAACGGAAUCGGGUUACAGACAGCUCGGGGCUCCGGGACCAACGGUUACGUCCAAACCAAUAAAUUUUUCGUGAGACCGAAGACCAAUAAGGUUGUCGUGGAUGCCGGAGGUAAAGGAUUUGGGGAGAAUCAGGGAACCGCCGGCCUGACCCGCAAACCUAACAAAGAGAUCCUGGAGCACGACCGCAAACGUCAGAUCCAGCUUAAGCUCAUCGUCCUGGAGGAGACGCUCUCCGAGCAGGGCUACACGGAGGCUGAGAUCGCUGAAAGAUUGGAGCAGACUCGACAAACUUUAGAGGUGUUUGACGCUGAGUCUGAAGCUGCUGCUGGUUCCUCUGACAAGGUCUCUGAAACACAAACCCAUCAAAUUGCUGCUCGGAAGGAAAUACAAAUGGAGAAAUUAAAGGACGCACUUAAGAUCGGGUAUGAAAAUAGAAAGAAACAGGUUGAACUUCAGGAGAAACCAAAGGACGCACUUAAGAGACAAGCAAGGAAACACAAAAUAGAUGAUGCUGAUGAUGAUGUGAAACAGAAGCAUGAAAGUGUUGCAGACCAUGGAAGGCUUGGGAAGGAGCAUGGAGAGGAGAUCGAUGUCAGACGCCGUGAGAGGGAUAGAGAUUAUAGUUCUUCAAAGAGAGGAAGAUGUGAUGAUUCACGCUCUACAGGAAGAAGAAGAUAUGAUGAUGACAUAUAUUAUGAUGGGGGGUCAAAGCAUUGAACAUACAAUGCAUCUCAUAUCAGAUGCCUCAAAAAAUUAGCCAGUGGUAUCAUCUAAUUCAUUUCUUUCAAGUUUCAAUUUCUAAUGUUGGAUAUAUAGUAGCCUUUGUGUUGAAAUCUUAGUUGCUAUAUUUCGAUUACUAAGAUACACACAUACUUUAUUUUUUAGUUUGAUCAAUUUCCAUUUUUGGAAAGGCACAAGAGUUUAUUGAUUUAAAAGUUCUUUGGUUGCACCAUAUCUAGUUUGAGCAGGAGAAUAGAACAUCUUUUCUCGUGAACUUUGAUUGAAGACCCAUAAUCUGGGAAUUAUAGUUGGUGAUUUGAUUAAUUUGAAAUGAUUUUUAAACCAAUGGUUAA